ACAAAAAAUAUCUUCGAAAAAUUCCAAACAAAGAAGGCUCUAAAAUCAAAGAAUUAAAGAUUUUUUUUUCUCAAUAUCUGGGCUUGUUUCGAAAAUCAAUGGCUUCUUUGGUUCUCUCUUCUCUCUCUUUCCUUUUUCAAAAGCCUUGUUCUUUUACAACUUCGCUCUGUUUCAGCUUCGGAGCUCCGACUGAGUCUAGGUUUGGUGGUCCGUUUUCUGUGGGAUUCGGAUCGCUCAAGGAGAGAAAAGGAAGAAUCAAGUUUUCGGUUUACUCCAGAGCUUCUCCACUUGUGUUUCGCGACCUCGACGCCGAUGAUUUCCGGCAUCCGCUCGAUAAACAGAAUACGCUGCUAUUGAGAGCGAUUCCAGGGCUUAGCGAACUAGGAAGAGCUUUACUAGCAGGAACCGUGACAGAGCAAAUGAUGUUUCUUGAGAAUAUAGGAACUUCAGUCCUUGUUUCAAAAGAUCAGCUUCCGGAACUUCAUAAAUUGAUGAUUGAGGCUGCGGGGAUAUUAAAUAUUGAACCUCCUGAUCUCUAUGUUCGUCAAAGUCCUAUUCCGAAUGCUUACACAUUGGCUAUAAGUGGUAAAAAACCUUUUGUUGUGGUUCAUUCUAGUCUUGUGGAGCUUCUGACACGAAAAGAAUUGCAGGCUGUUUUGGCUCAUGAGUUAGGUCAUCUCAAAUGCGAUCAUGGUGUAUGGCUGACCUUUGCAAAUCUUCUCACUCUUGGAGCCUAUAGUGUACCUGGACUUGGUGGCUUUAUAGCUCAAACUUUAGAGGAACAGUUAUUCCGUUGGGUAAGGGCAGCAGAGCUAACUUGUGAUCGUGCAGCCCUUCUUGUUGCACAAGAUCCCAAGCUAAAUGUGGAUGCAUUUUUGGAGCAAGCUCGCUCUUAUGAUAAAGCUUCUUCAAGCCCAAUUGGGUGGUAUAUAAGAAAUGCUCAAACGAGACAACUUUCACAUCCUCUGCCUGUCCUACGUGCUCGUGAGAUUGAUAUCUGGUCAAGAAGUCGUGAAUACAAAAGUCUUCUUAAACGUGCAACUCAGAUGAACGUUGCAGAAAAAGCUUAGCAUUGCUCUCAUGCUCUGGAGAAAGUCAUAGUUUAAAACAUCUUUAAUAGAUUUCCACUUUGCCUUGCAAGAUUUGGUUCCCCUUUUCAUGUAAGAUAUAUUAUAUUGCCAGGCAACAGAGAUAACAGAAAAUGGAGGAAGAUUUGUAAAGAGCAUCUGUAGCUGUUGUAAAACAUUUGUCCAUACAGAAGAUAGUUUAAAUUAAGCGAAGGGAAUCAUAUGUUGCUGCAAAUCAAUGGCAGGUGUUUUAUAGUUGUUCUUCUUUUGUAACUAUGAUAAUGAUAGUUUUUGGGAAUUUACAGUAACAUAAAUACGGUUGAUACUCAAAGGAACAGAGAAAAAUACUGUAUACUAUUGUUCCACAGGAUAAAUCAAUUAUAGCAAAUUUUUAAUCCUGUAGUAAACAUGAUGCUUGCUUGGUUUGUUAAAUAUGUUUCAAUCAUGGUGUGCCUUGAAACCCACGGUUACCAACAAUGGUGGCACUGUUCCUGCUUAGUAGCUAUGGUGUGACACAGAAAUCCUGAAGAAGAAACAACGGCUUGGAUUGAAACGUGGUUUCUCUGUUUUCCUGGAAAACAGAUUCUGUGGAUUCCAGGAAGACCCCGUACUUCCAAAACUUUCCAGCUCCAUUUAAAUAAAAUUAAAAAAGCCAAAAAAAAAAACAAAUCCAAAUAAAGACAUCGUAAAAACCAAUAAAAACCCCAAAAAAGGCCAUUUGUCUCCGUGUUACUAACAAGCUCAAGUUGGCUUUUUAACUAAUCAAAAUCAAAGAUUAUCUUCAUUGUAGAAGAGGGUCCGACUUGCAGAUCGACAGUGGAGGAUUGGCCUCUUCCUUUUGUAGUUGUAGCCUCGUCAACACCAAGUCAAUUUUGUAAACUAAACUAAAACCCAACAAACACUGUUGUUUCUCUAGCUUCUCCAUAGCCGGUAC
Messenger RNA from Durio zibethinus, 2001 nucleotides. NCBI's taxonomy places the organism in Eukaryota, Viridiplantae, Streptophyta, Magnoliopsida, Malvales, Malvaceae. The record is from RefSeq and is a predicted model, not a curated record.